GGUUUGCUUUAAGUUCUAAAGAGAACAGACCCUCUCCGUAGAAGCCAGACGCGGGAGCGCGAAAGGAUAGGCGAGGGCAGCUGAGAACGUGUCUCCUGACUGCAGCGCCCGCCCUAGGUCACCAUGGCAUCUGGACCCACCAUGACGGCCCCCAUCUGCCUGGUAGAAAACCAGAAAGAGCAGCUGACAGUGAAUCCAGAAGCACUAGAGAUUCUUAACAAUAUAUCUCAGCCUGUGGUGGUGGUGGCCAUUGCAGGACUGUCUCGGACAGGAAAAUCCUACUUGAUGAACCGCCUGGUGGGACAGAACCAUGGUUUCCGACUGAACUCCACAGUGAGAUCUGAAACCAAGGGCAUCUGGAUGUGGUGUGUGCCCCACUCCACCAAGAAGAACCACACCCUGAUCCUUCUGGACACUGAGGGGCUGGGGGAUGUGAAAAAGGUUGACCCUAAGAAUGACUCAUGGAUCUUUGCCCUGACGGUGCUUCUGAGCAGCACCUUGAUCUACAACAGCAUGGGCACCAUCAACCACCAGGCCCUGGAGCAGCUGCACUAUGUCACUGAACUAACACAGCUAAUCAGGGCAAAAUCCUCCUCAACCUCUGAGGAAGUGAAGGACUCCACUGAGUUUGUGAGUUUCUUUCCAGACUUUGUAUGGACUGUUCGGGAUUUCACCCUGGAAUUGAAGAUAGGUGAAGGUCCAAUCACUGAAGACGAGUACCUGGAGGAUGCCUUGAAGCUGGUUCCAGAGCAUGGCACAAAUCCCAAAAUCCAGAAUUCCAACAUGCCCAGAGAGUGUAUCAGGCAGUUCUUUCCAAAACGGAAGUGCUUCGUCUUUGACCGGCCUACAAGUGACAGAAAUCUCUUAUUCCAUCUUGAGAAGGUGCCAGAAGACAAGCUAGACAGUGCUUUCCAGGAGCAAUCAAAGAAAUUCUGUACCUAUAUUUUCAGUCACACAAAGACCAAGACCCUAAGAGAGGGAAUCACUGUCACUGGGAGCCGGCUGGGGACUCUGUUGAAAGCCUAUGUGGAUGCCAUCAAGAAAGGAGCAGUUCCUUGCUUGGAGAAUGUGGUGACAACUCUGGCUCAGCGUGAGAACUCAGUGGCCGUGCAGAAGGCAGCUGACCACUACAGCAAGCAGAUGGCCCAGCGACUGAGGCUCCCCACAGACACACUCCAGGAGCUCCUGGAUGUACAUGCAGACUGUGAGAGGGAAGCCAUCGCAGUGUUCAUGGAGCACUCCUUUAAGGAUGACAAGCGGGAAUUCCAGAAAAAGCUGGUGGACACCAUUGAGAAAAAGAAGGAAGAUUUCUUGCAGCAGAAUGAAGAUGCAUCUUUCAAAUAUUGCCAGGCUAUAAUGAAGCAGCUUUCAGAGCCUCUGAAGAAAAGCAUUUCAGAAAAAACUUUCUCUGUUCAUGGAGGACAUGAUCUCUACUUACAAGCAAAGAGAAAGGUUGAACUUGACUAUAAACUGGUGCCUAGGAAAGGAGUUAAGGCAAAUGAGAUCCUCCAGAACUUCCUACAGUCACAGGCAACAAUAGAGGAAUCCAUCGUGCAGUUAGACACAGCCCUUAAUAGAGGAGCCAUGGCCAUAGCAGUGGAGCGGGCCAAAAAGGAGGCAGCUGAGAAAGAACAGGAGCAGCUAAAACAGAAAGAACAUGAGCAACGGCAAAAAAUGGAGGCUCAAGAGAGAAGCUUCAGUGAAAACCUGGGCCAGCUGGAAGAGAAGAUAAAGAAGGAAAGAGAAAACUUUCGGGUAAUGCUGGAAAGGAUGUUGAAGCAUUAUCUGCAGGUCCAAGAAGAAUUGCUUAAUGAAAGAUUUGGAAAGAAAUCUGAGGAAUUGAAUAAGGAGAUAAAUCGACUAAAAAAAGAGAUUGAGACAGCAAAAAAAAAUGAUUCACUAUUGAUUUCAAAUGCAAUUGAAGUGGCUGGGAAAGUAUUAAUUGUUGCACUACCUGAAAUUUUUAAGCUAUUCCAUGAAGGGAAGACAGUUCUCAGUGAAAAAAAUUAAAUGGGCUUAGAUUUCUUGUUAAGGAUAUUAUAAAAUGAGGCUUCUUUUGCAUUAAUAAUGUAAUACUGUGCUCAUUUUUGAAAUACAUGUGUUAUGCCACUUUCACACAACUUCAUUUACUUUCACACAAUUUUAUUUAUGCUUAAAAAUAAAAAGUG
Enhydra lutris kenyoni (northern sea otter) is the source of this 2168-nucleotide messenger RNA. RefSeq names its product guanylate-binding protein 4-like. Lineage: Eukaryota; Metazoa; Chordata; Mammalia; Carnivora; Mustelidae. The transcript has 11 exons. Gene Ontology annotation, biological process: defense response to protozoan; defense response to Gram-positive bacterium. The record is from RefSeq and is a predicted model, not a curated record. Gene Ontology annotation, molecular function: GTPase activity; GTP binding. Bases 124 to 2010 code for a protein of 628 amino acids.